AACCGUGGCAUUAUCGUCACAAUAUAUAUUUAAUGUAUCAAAUACUUCACGGUGGUUAAGCGGAUUUUUAUCUUCUCAUUGAAUUAAAUCUUUGACCAGGUCUCGCCUGUACGCCGCAGCGCCUCCACCGGACUGGAGGAGUAGUUCUCGUUUUACGUGCUGUUGCUAGGAUACCGAGCACCACAGUGUAGCCCGAAGCAAUAUGAUGUAAAUGGUCGCGUCCAGCUCUUCUCGGGGGGAAAUUGUUUGCGAUGAGUCUCACCAGCAAACGAGAUGGCUGCAUUCGAUGAUGGACAGGGCGAACCCUACCAAACGGUUCCCACCUUGGACAUUACACCAACGAAGAAAAGAAAGUCAGUUAGAGGAGCAGCAAUACAAGAAUAUGCAAAGAAGAAUAAAAGACACCAAUAAAUACUAUGACAACAAAAAUGGGGCAUUUUCUCCGCAUGGUAACACAUUGGAUAGACAUUUCCUGCUCAAAUUACACUGCGCUGAUAAACCGUGUGAGCUCUUCUCUGUUGACAUCAGUGAGCGGAAUCUGAAUUCUGUCAAACCAGGAGACCUCGAGGCCUUUGACAAUGUAGCUUACAUAGACGCAUCUGUUAACUCCCUCUCUUUAGGGUCUUUUAGCAGCUUUAUGUCUUUGAGAGAACUCAAUCUGUCACUAAAUGGGAUUUGCAACAUGACGUUCCAUGCAGCUCACUUCCCUAAUCUCCAGGUUUUGGAUUUGUCCUUCAACAAUUUGUCAGCUGAUGAUAUUGUUUCCAUCGAUUGUCUUCCACGUCUAAAAGUUCUUCAUCUGACCGGAAAUAAGCUUCAUCAACUUCCUCCUAAUCUGGGUUCAGUCAACCAUGACCCCACGCAACAACCAGAUGGGGAAGACGACACCACGUUUAAAGCUCUUGAAGUCCUGAUGCUUGACGAUAACAAGCUGUCCUCCGGAGUCUUCGUUAGUCUUGCAAACCUUAAGAGACGCCGUGUUCAAAACUUUGGCGGACGUCUGUUGAAGAGCCAGCCGAAGAAGAAGGACUUGGAAAACUUGGAGGAGCGCCUCAAAAAAUCCAGUUUCCCGCUACCUGAGCUUCAGUUCCUCAAUUUAGCCGAUAACAAGAUUGCCGAAGAGGAAGCCCUGAUGGCUGCUGCUCUUUUCCCAAUGCUUCGAGAACUGGACAUUCAUUCCAACCCUCUGACCACGCUGAGAAGUGGAGACCCUCCCUUACUGACGUAUUACCUCCACGAGAGACUGGGGAUUACGAUAAAGCGUAAGAAGGCACAGAAGAAGGUGUUGAAGCUUCCACUGAAGCUGUGUGAUGAUCCCAGCUGGAAGGUGGAGGAAAGGAUCCCAAAGUUCUCAAAGAAGCUGUCGCUGAUGGACGUACCUGGUUCUUCCCAGAGUCAGAAGAAGAAAGCGUCAGAAUCUGAAGGCAGGCAAAGCAGAAACGACACCCUCAUCUUUGUUACUCAGGCAACAGAUGUUCCCGAAUAUGAGUGCGACCUCCCAGCUGUCAACAAAGAAACUGCAGGGAACGAGGAAAGAUUGAUGGACUCGAAGGGAAAACCAAGUCCUGAUGUGGUGGAGCCCAUCGGAAUUCAAACUGCUGUUCGGAUGCUGGAAAACACACUGAGGCGUCUUGAUGUUCGCAGAGACUCAAAUCAAAAACUUGAUUGCGUCCAGAUUCCAUACAGAAGGAGAGAGAGAAUGAUUGAGGAACUUCCCCCCGUGAAGCCAAUCGAGCCGCCGACCGAAAGGGUCAAUGAAAUGUUCGCGCAAAUCAAGGAGAGUACAACCGUCACAAAAGUCCCCUUAGGCGCCGCCGUACGAGGGACGGGCGUCAACAGGCGGGAGCAGAAGGAAGCUCUGUCGCUGCUGGGAGACAUACAGAGGAAGCACAAGAUGGUCCAUAAGAAAACGAUGGAGCAAGCAGCCGGCAUUCAGUCCGACCGAAACACCGACCGGCCGCCCAGAUGCUCUCCAGUGCUCAGCUGAACUGGGAUUUUCUUUCCGGCGGGACUGAGACCUCGUUGCUGUCGGCAUAGAAUUGGUACGAGUGCAGUGGAUGACAAAGCCAACCAUGUAUAAAAACUAAAAUAGGUGGUCGUGCAACUUAUUGGACGACUUAGAUACGCAAACGUUAUUUUGAACAAGAGACCUGUAGCCUGUAGCACACGGCGGGCAGCGGAUCAAUAAGCAAAUAGAAAGCUGCGGCCCGUAUAAUAUGAUCUUUAAUGCAUUUCAGAGGGAUGGUUUAAAGCAGCUGCUAUCAGCAGACUCACUCCAGCUUGCAUGCAUAGUACACUACAGCAUCCCAUGUGUCAGCUCAGCUUCUUGGGCAAAAGACCAAAGAAUACGUUCCAGUGUUUUCACCGGCCCACAUGUUUUAUUCCAUGAGCAUUCCCUUGGAGGCUGCAGUUCUCGGCCUUCAUCCUACUGAAGCGUGCUAGAGAAUUAAAUUAAGAUUGCUUUAUAGAAUGCUUGGCCUUCCAAUAAAUGAGCCCAGCUGCAACUGGACUAAAUAGAAGUGAUCUUUUCAACCAAUGAAUACUAACGCUGAGGAUGUGUGACAUGUUGAAUGUGUAACACCUUAAAAUCAGCUGGAGAGCAUUUGUACUGCAAAUACUUACACUGUGCUACUUUAUGUGUUAUAUUAAGUGGAACAGUAAUUUAUUAUAACUUAAAGCAGAUGUCUGCACAUCAAUAACAGUUUUCUAUUACAUGUCA
This is a messenger RNA of Gasterosteus aculeatus aculeatus (three-spined stickleback), 2719 nucleotides long. Lineage: Eukaryota; Metazoa; Chordata; Actinopteri; Perciformes; Gasterosteidae. The record is from RefSeq and is a predicted model, not a curated record.